AGAGAAUAUUGAAGAGCAUGAAACAUACGUGAAAGAGAAGAUACAAAAAAACAUCAUCAUCAUCAUUGGAUGCAAACUGGCUGUUUGAUAGUAGUAAUUGGAGUUGAAAGUGCUGAAGCUGUGAAGCAUCAUCAUAUAUAUAACACAGGAUUCAUAAUCCAUUUAGACAUCAUGCGAAAUUUGAAAAUCCACAGCAAUAGUCAGCCGCAUUCAUUCAUUUAUGAGGAUCCAAGAAUUCAGGAGCAGAGGAAAAUUUUGCAGCAGAGAAUGUAUGGCAAUAGAUUUGUGAUAAGAGAGGUUCCAAUACAAGGUUUGUUCAAUGGAGAAAAAUUUGGUAAUAACAAUAAUGAUAAUAAUGUCAUGAUGGACUAUGAUAUCCCUGAGUUUGUUGUUUUCAUUCAAGAAGAUCUUCAACAAUUUGUUAAGGACAUAGGGGUUGAUAGGGUGGUGACCCCAGAACAAGAUUAUUGUGACUUAGAUCAUAGUCAUCAUAAUAAUGAUAAUAUUUGUCACAUCAAAAGUAGAAGUGAUCCAAAUCUGGUAAGAACUAUGAAGAGAAUGUCAACAAUUUCUGAUGGGUCAGAAUGUGACUUUAAACACACUUCUACAAAGAAGAGGACAUCACAGACACUUGAAGAGAUUUUCAGAAAUGAUGCAGAAUUCUCAAGACCUUUCAAGAACUGGCAAUUGAAUUCACAGCUAGGAACAACUGUGAACAAGAAUAAGUACAAUAACAACAGAGUGAAGUAUCCAAAUCAGUGUUCUUGUCCAUACUUAUCACAAUUUACAAACACUGCAACCAUGCCUCCUCCUAUAAUAAUAGGUUCACAAAUUGAUGAUUUUCCUCAUCAAGAGGUUUCUUCACAUGCUCCAAGUCCUCUCUCAGUUCCAAUAUUAUCAUCAUCAACAACAAAUUCUGGUUCUGAAGCAUCAAUGUCGUCAAUCAAUGCACCUCAUCAUCAUCAUCAAACGAAUGACAGCAUAAGCAGUACACACUCAUUUGCAUUUCCCAUAUUACCUGCUGAAUGGAGUGGAAGCCCAGUGAGAAUGGCGGAAGGUGAGAAAAGGAAAUCAAGAUUUCGCCAAUGGUGGAAGAUAUGUGUGUUUCCUUGCUUCAAAUGCUUUUGAACUAUAAACAACAAAAGAGGAUUAUAUGAUAUUAUCCAUUAGCUAUGGAUAUUUAUUUAUCUUUUAUGAUUCUAUAAUAGUUAUAGGUAUACAUAUCAUAUCAAUUCAAAUUAACAUAUAGUCAUUAAGAAGAUUAUAUACAUUUUUGGUUCAUCCUUUA
Messenger RNA from Arachis ipaensis, 1288 nucleotides. RefSeq lists its product as uncharacterized. Lineage: Eukaryota; Viridiplantae; Streptophyta; Magnoliopsida; Fabales; Fabaceae. The record is from RefSeq and is a predicted model, not a curated record. Gene Ontology annotation, biological process: regulation of asymmetric cell division.